AUAAUAACAAAAUAUAAAAAAACCCCUUCCUUCCUCACGCGUUUACCACCUCGUCUCCUCCUCCUCCUCCUCCUCUCCUCCAUUUUCUUCUUCUUCCUUUUCUGCUCAAUUUCCCCUUUAUAUCCCCCAAUUCCAUUUCCAACCCCAAAUAAUUCCAUUUCUCAAUCUCACAUUUCCUGGGCAAUUCCGUAAUUUCCCCCUCUCAAUGCUACAGAUCCAUGGAAAAUCACCCACUUCAGAUCCAUAACCAAAUCAAAAACCAACGACAACCCAGUUAAAAUCUUCAAAUUCCCAUCAAAACCCAGAUCUCAAUUUUUCUUAUAAUCAAAAAACAAUGAAGCCCACCUCAAGAUUUUUCACAAUAGGAUUAGUAACAUCAUGGUACUCCUCAAACAUAGGAGUGUUAUUACUAAACAAGUAUUUAUUAUCAAAUUACGGUUUCAAAUACCCAAUUUUUCUAACCAUGUGUCACAUGACUGCCUGUAGUUUACUAAGUUAUGUUGCGAUUGCUUGGUUAAAAAUGGUACCAAUGCAAACCAUUCGGUCUCGGCUUCAGUUUCUGAAGAUCUCUGCUUUGAGUUUAGUUUUUUGUGUUUCUGUUGUUUUUGGGAAUAUUUCGUUGAGGUUUCUUCCUGUUUCGUUUAAUCAAGCUAUUGGGGCUACGACGCCGUUUUUCACUGCGAUUUUCGCUUAUUUGAUCACUCUUAAGAGGGAGGCUUGGCUUACUUAUGUCACCUUGGUACCUGUUGUUACUGGAGUUGUCAUUGCUAGUGGGGGUGAACCGAGUUUUCAUCUAUUUGGUUUUAUCAUAUGCAUUGCUGCUACGGCUGCAAGGGCACUCAAAUCGGUGCUGCAAGGAAUUCUACUUUCUUCUGAGGGGGAGAAGCUGAAUUCGAUGAACCUCCUUUUGUACAUGGCUCCUAUAGCUGUUGUUUUCUUACUGCCUGCAACUCUGAUUAUGGAAGAUAAUGUGGUUGGCAUCACACUGGCUCUAGCCAGAGAUGAUAUCAAGAUUGUCUGGUAUCUGCUAUUCAACUCAGCGCUGGCAUACUUUGUAAAUUUGACCAAUUUCUUGGUCACGAAGCACACAAGUGCUUUGACCUUACAGGUUCUGGGGAAUGCAAAAGGGGCUGUGGCUGUUGUGGUUUCAAUUUUGAUAUUCAGAAAUCCUGUUUCGGUCACCGGUAUGCUCGGUUAUGCUCUCACAGUCAUGGGAGUGAUCCUUUACAACGAAGCGAAGAAAAGAAGCAAAUGAUUCGAAAUGUUUGUAAACAAUUUAAGUGAAAUAUUCCACACAUUUUGUUUCCUUUUGCGCCGGGACAGCAGCGAAACCUUCUUACGGAGCAAGCUCGGGUGGUGAAUGGUGCUGCGGAUUUUGCCCUACAUAUAUUUUUUUUCGUUUACGGGGAAGCUGGAAAUAGGUUUUCCAUUUGUAUCAGCAACAAGUGCAGGAUUUAGCAAAAAGUAGAAAACUCAAAAUAAGUGUUUGAUUUAUCUCUCUUAUUCCUUGUUAGGGGUCGUAGAGGAAUACAUCAUUUUUAUUUUGUUAUUCUUUCAGAAAAAUUAUUGUAGAAUUGGAUCUUUACAGAAUCAGUUCAUUGACAUUUUUUAUAUUGAUUAAUUAAUGAAAGAAAAACAUUCUCUAA
Messenger RNA from Mercurialis annua (annual mercury), 1646 nucleotides. Its product is annotated as probable sugar phosphate/phosphate translocator At3g11320. Gene Ontology annotation, cellular component: Golgi apparatus. Lineage: Eukaryota; Viridiplantae; Streptophyta; Magnoliopsida; Malpighiales; Euphorbiaceae. The transcript is spliced from 4 exons. Gene Ontology annotation, molecular function: antiporter activity. The record is from RefSeq and is a predicted model, not a curated record. The coding region runs from base 335 to 1255 and encodes 306 amino acids.